Molecule: messenger RNA, 6359 nt
Organism: Columba livia (rock pigeon)
Lineage: Eukaryota; Metazoa; Chordata; Aves; Columbiformes; Columbidae
Gene: PRG4
Product: proteoglycan 4
Exons: 12
Coding region: 123-5000 (1625 amino acids)
Biological process (GO): immune response
Molecular function (GO): polysaccharide binding; scavenger receptor activity
Source: RefSeq, a predicted model, not a curated record
CAUGAGCUGUCAUUGGCGGUUCUGGUUAACAAGCUGUCUAAUUAGUUAACCCCAGCGUAGUUACGAAGCAAUAUAUAAGGCAUCUGAAACAUCACAGAGAGCAGACAUAUUCUUCGUUAGGGAUGAUGUCGUACCUGAAAGUAAUGACCAUAUGGAACAUACUCUGCCUGUCCCUGGUGAUCCUUUCACUGUCCUUGGUUCAAGAAGUGUCUUCCCAAGAUGUAUCAAGCUGUACAGGGAGAUGUGGGGAAGGGUAUUCUAGAGAGCACGACUGCCAGUGUGAUUUUAACUGCCAACACUACAUGGAGUGCUGCCCUGACUUCAGGAAAGUCUGCACGGUGGCACUCUCCUGCAGAGGACGUUGCUUUGAAGCCUUUGAAAGAGGAAGAGAAUGCGACUGCGACGCGGAAUGUGAGAGAUACGGCAAAUGUUGCCCAGACUAUGAAAAACAGUGUAAAGAGGCACAUGCAAAAAAGCCAUCACCUACAACUCCUCCACCAACACCAAAAAGCUCACCCAAAAAUGAGGAGAAGCAGCCAGAAGAAGUCACGCAGCCCCAUGAAGUGAUGGAAGAUACCGACAGUGAAGUGGAAAACACAGUGACCAGUCCUGCUCCAACGACAAAACAACCUGACACAACCACAACAAUGGAACCAACUACACCAAGUCCCAAACCCAGUUUACCACCUACAACCACAGAAGAAACAACUACCACAGAGACCACUACAACAACAGAGGAACCAACAACCAAAGCUGAGUCUCCCACCACCCCCAAACCUGAAGACACAACCCCAGAAGAACCAACAACCAAAGCUGAGUCUCCCACCACCCCCAAACCUGAAGACACAACCCCAGAGGAACCAACCACCACAGCUGAGUCUCCCACCACCCCCAAACCUGAAGAGACAACCCCAGAGGAACCAACCACCACAGCUGAGUCUCCCACCACCCCUAAACCUGAUGAGACAACUCCUGAAGCUACAGAGGCAUCAACAACAAAAGCUGAGUCUCCCACCACCCCCAAACCUGAGGAUACAACCCCUGCAGCCACAGAGGCAGCAAUGACUGAAGAAGACUAUCUGACCACUGAUAAGGUUGAAGAUAUGACCCCUGAGGCCACAGAGGAACUAAUGACUGAAGCAGAUCCUCCUACCACCGCCAAAGCAGAAGACACAACCCCUGAAGUCACAGAGGUACCAACAACGAAAGCUGACUCUCCUACCACCCCCAAACCAGAAGACACAACCUCUGAACCCACAGAGGCACCAGUGACAGAGGCAGAUGCUCCCACUACCGCAAAGGUUGAAGAUAUGACGCCUGAGGCCACAGAAGAACUAAUGACUGAGGCAGAUGCUCCCAACACACCAAAACUUGAAGACACAACCCCUGAAGCAACAGAGGAACCAACAACCACGGCAGAGUCUCCCACCACCCCAAAACCAGAAGACACAACCCCAGAGGAACCAACCACCACAGCUGAGUCUCCCACCACCCCCAAACCUGAAGAGACAACCCCAGAGGAACCAACCACCACAGCUGAGUCUCCCACCACCCCCAAACCAGAAGAGACAACCCCAGAGGAACCAACAACCACAGCUGAGUCUCCCACCACCCCAAAACCAGAAGACACAACCCCAGAGGAACCAACAACCACAGCUGAGUCUCCCACCACCCCAAAACCAGAAGACACAACCCCAGAGGAACCAACAACCACAGCUGAGUCUCCCACCACCCCAAAACCAGAAGACACAACCCCAGAGGAACCAACAACCACAGCUGAGUCUCCCACCACCCCAAAACCAGAAGACACAACCCCAGAGGAACCAACAACCACAGCUGAGUCUCCCACCACCCCCAAACCAGAAGAGACAACCCCAGAGGAACCAACCACCACAGCUGAGUCUCCCACCACCCCCAAACCAGAAGACACAACCCCAGAGGAACCAACAACCACAGCUGAAUCUCCCACCACCCCCAAACCAGAAGAGACAACCCCAGAGGAACCAACCACCACAGCUGAGUCUCCCACCACCCCCAAACCAGAAGAGACAACCCCAGAGGAACCAACAACCAUGGCAGAGUCUCCCACCACCCCAAAACCAGAAGACACAACCCCAGAGGAACCAACAACCACAGCUGAGUCUCCCACCACCCCCAAACCAGAAGAGACAACCCCAGAGGAACCAACCACCACAGCUGAGUCUCCCACCACCCCCAAACCAGAAGACACAACCCCAGAGGAACCAACAACCACGGCAGAGUCUCCCACCACCCCCAAACCAGAAGACACAACCCCAGAGGAACCAACAACCACGGCAGAGUCUCCCACCACCCCAAAACCAGAAGACACAACCCCAGAGGAACCAACAACCACGGCAGAGUCUCCCACCACCCCCAAACCUGAAGAGACAACCCCAGAGGAACCAACCACCAAGGCAGAGUCUCCCACCACCCCAAAACCAGAAGACACAACCCCAGAGGAACCAACAACCACAGCUGAGUCUCCCACCACCCCAAAACCAGAAGACACAACCCCAGAGGAACCAACAACCACGGCAGAUUCUCCCACCACCCCCAAACCUGAAGAGACAACCCCAGAGGAACCAACAACCACAGCAGAGUCUCCCACCACCCCAAAACCAGAAGACACAACCCCAGAGGAACCAACCACCACAGCUGAGUCUCCAACCACCCCAAAACCAGAAGAGACAACCCCAGAGGAACCAACCACCACAGCUGAGUCUCCCACCACCCCAAAACCAGAAGACACAACCCCAGAGGAACCAACCACCACAGCUGAGUCUCCAACCACCCCAAAACCAGAAGACACAACCCCAGAGGAACCAACAACCACAGCUGAGUCUCCCACCACCCCAAAACCAGAAGACACAACCCCAGAGGCACCAACAACCAUAGCUGAGUCUCCCACCACCCCAAAGCCUGAUGACACAACCCCAGAGGAACCAACCACAACUGCCUCUCCCACCACACCAAAAUCUGAGGCGGCAACCCCAGAGGAACCAACCACCACAGCUGAGUCUCCCACCACCCCCAAACCUGAAGAGACAACCCCAGAGGCACCAACGACCAAAGCAGCGUAUCCUACCACCCCCAAACCUGAUGAGACAACUCCAGAAGCACCAACAACCAAGGCAGAGUCUCCCACCACCCCCAAACCUGAAGAGACAACCCCGGAGGCGCCAACAACCAAAGCAGCGUCUCCUACCACCCCCAAACCUGAUGAGACAACUCCAGAAGCACCAACAACCAAGGCAGAGUCUCCCACCACCCCUAAGGUCAAGGUUACCAGUCCUGCAGCUGCCACCACAGUCAUGCAGAAAACUUCCCCUCCCGAAGUGACAACAACUGUCCCUGCAUCAGUCACGGCUGCUAAAAAAGCCACCACCACUCCGAGGAGUGAGGCAGUCACAACGAGGAAGGAAACACCCACACCUGGAGCAGACAGCACAGUUUCAGAAACAACAACAGAGAAGAAAAUCACAACUCCUGCACCCAAAGUAGCAACCAGCACAACUGCAAAGGCUAAGAGCGUUACUACUCCUACAACCACAGCACCAACAACUAAAAUAGAAACAACCACAGUGAACAAAGAGAUAACAACACCCAAGAAAGACAAAACUACUGUGCUUAAAGACAUUAUAACAAGCAGGAGAGACACAACUACUGUAACAAUGGUGGUAACAGCUAAACCAGAUGAUAAUCUGAGCACAACUGCCAAAACAGAUGCAACUCCUAAACCCAGGGAGAUUGUGACAACAGCUAAAAGGGACACAACUAUGGGAACCAAGCAGCCGGUAACAGCAGCAGCUGCAGGGAGCACAGGCACUACUAAUGUUGUAGAGACAACAGCUGGUAAAAACGAGGUAACAACCAAAGAAACCAGCGUCACACCUGAAAAAGAAAUGCAAGAUGCCACUGAAAAGUCACCUAGUGUUGAGAAGGGAGAGGAAACUACACCUACUAAAGAGACCGCUACAAGAGAGAAAAAAGACACAAUAGAAGAAAUGUAUGUUGUUUCUAAAGGGACGUCCAAGCCAGCUAUACAUUUCCAGGAGGUCACUGACACCAGAGAUGAGCUUCGGCCAGCAGAACCCGAAACUCAGCCAGCAGAAGAGGAGCCCGAGAUGAACAACAAGCCUUCAAUACAAACUGCGGACCUGCCGGUUGUCACUGGAGAAACACAAGCCCUGAGCGACGAGAAGGACCUGUGCAGCGGGAAGCCGGCGGACGGCAUGGUGGCCCUGCCCAACGGCACCCUGGCUGUCUUCCGAGGGCACUACUACUGGCUGCUGAACGGCCGGACCCCGCCGACCACCAACCCGCGGCGGAUCCGCGACGGCUGGGGCAUCCCGUCCCCCAUCGACGCCGUGUUCUCCAGGUGCAACUGCGACGGCAAGACCUUCUUCAUCAAGGGUCCACUUUACUGGCGUUUCACCAACGGUGUGAUGGAUAAAGGGUAUCCCAAACCUCUUGCCAAUGGCUUCGCAGGGCUAAGUGGGAAAAUUGUAGCAACCCUCCCCGUGGCAAGAUACCAGAACAGACCAGAAUCUGUUUAUUUUAUCAAAAAAGAUGGCAACAUGCAACAGUACGUGUACAAACAGGAGCCAGCCAAGCAGUGCCAGCGAAGGGCGCGGGUUACCAUACGGUACCCAGCUUUCAUCCCAAGGCUCGUCAUAAGGAGACGCGUCCAACGUGCUGUGAGAACUCCAACCAUUAUUCGGACUGUCAGAAUCAACCCAUAUCCAGCUGGAGUUUUGCGUAAGGAAAUCAAAGUGACUGCCUACUGGAGAGGGCUCCCCAAAGUAAUUCAUUCGACAAUAGCACUACCCAACUACAAUAAGCCAGACGGCUACGAUUAUUAUGCCUUCUCCUACAAUCGGUACUACAGUUUGGAUGUUGGCAGAAGAAUAGCAAGACCCGUUACCGCUCUCACAGGAAAGACUGUAACCAAAGACUGGUACAACUGUCCUAGCAAGUGAUGCGCAGCAGAGGACUUUGAAAAAAGAUGCCAUUUGAAUGUUGACAUUUUGUCUAAUUUUAUUAAUAAAGACAUCGAAAUGUGUGCACACAAAUCUAAGUAUAAAACGCUGCUUUAAGCUCUGGCUUCAUGACACUAAAGCAACCACAGGCAAACUGGCACUUUUGUAUACACAGCUGUAAUUACUUUACAGAUCAUUAAUUAAUGUUGCCUCUGUUCAGGCCUCCUCUGCCUCCCAUUGCAUGAGUUACACCUGUGUCGGGAAGAAAAAGACAAGACAAAAAAACACACAACAAAUACAUUAAUAUAAAUCAUUUUCACCCUUUUAACCAACCAUUGGUAGACGUGAUACUUCAUUUUUCUGUUGGGAAUUGCUCCUUUCUGGUAGCAUUUGAGCUGCCCUCCCUCCCCUUUUGUUACUAAACCAAUGGUGAUAAGACUAUAAAGAACAUCAAUCCUCGGUCUGCCUCCUCACUUCUUUUUUUCCUUUGUAAUACCAGACACCUGUAUUUCAGUGCUAGUAGCAAGUCUUGUACAAUGUUAAAAUAAUGCCAACCCAAAUACAAUUCAUCUAAGGAUUUUUCUUAAUUCAAAAGUUGCAAACAACAGUUUAUUGUUGUGGUUUAACUCCAUAUCGAAUUCCAAAAAUCUGUAAUGCUUCCCAAAACUUUACUUUUUAAUCGACAUAAGACAUGGUGAUAUAAUAUCUAGAAACUUUGAUGUACCCAAUGGGAAACUGAUAUGCAAUGUUAAAAAACAAACAUUUCUAAACUUAGGUCCUAACAUUUAAAAAAAUCUUUUAAAACUUUAUAAAAUUCACAAUCUACUGCCAUUUACUUUCUGUCCACUGCUAAGAACCAAGUGCCACAUAAGAAGAAAGUCUGCCUGUCUAAACAACGCUCAGACUAACACACUAAACCAAAACUACAGAGCUCUUAGGGUAGCACAUUGGAAGUUAGGGCAGGGACGCUGUAUUACUCAAUGUCUUACAAGCAAAUGUAGCCAUAUAAAGUAGUACUUCAUAUAUGGUCCCCACAGGAAGAAAGUACCAAAAAUUAUUUGAAAAAGGCUGAAUUUGAGCAACCAUGAACACUUACCCCUCUGUCUGUUGAACUGGCGACCCCGAACACCAGUUCUCAAUGUCGGUGGCUGAAGUCGGACACGGCGAAACGGCUUCGGCUGAUUGCUGCUUGUGUCUGAAGAAGUGGAAAUGCAGGAAACAAUGUCUGUGUCUAGUGCUGUUUCUCAAUGUUUACAUGAUUUGAUAUGCAUCGUGCUCUCAAACUUUACUUCAAAAUUAUGAAAGUGCAUCCUUAUUUCAUUCACAGCUUCUCUCAUGUAAAUAAAAGCCUUAAAACAA